AAGUGUGAAGCAAAGUGGGAGUGGGAAGGGGGCUUUCAUCUCUUGACUCCCAGGUUGGGCUCCAACUUCCCUGACACAUUUCACUGGGGAGGGCCGGUUCCCCCUGCCCCCAUCACCCGGGCCAGCGGGCCCAGAGACCUGGCUCUCGCUGGGCUGGGGGAUUAUCCCCAUUCUCUGUGUCUCUGGCCAGGGCGGGCAUCGCUGCCUCUUUUAUCCUCUCACAAAGGCCAGGCCCGCCGGGCCUGCUGUGUCAGAGUUUCUGUGGCUGGGGGAAGCCUUACUUCCUUUUCUCCCGCCAAGCCCGGAGGGCCACGCCGGGUCUGCCAGCUUGUCGAGGGCCACUGCUCUAGCUCCAGACAGGUGAAAGGCACAGGGGUGACUCAGCACCGGGGAGAGAAGGCUGAGGGGUCACUUGCUGAAGGACAGAGAGAGCUGCUUGUUAAGAGUCAUGAUAUUACUGCAGUAUGAAGUCUGUAGGCUAGACCUAAUAAAGGACUUCCAGCUAGAGCUGGCUCACUUUGGGCAGGGCGAAAGCCAGGCAGCUGGUUUCCAGUGAUCCACAAGUUUGAUUUGAGUGUCCACCAUAUUCCAACUACUUGGGUAGCCAACUCCCAUCCCAUGUCAGGGACUUUUGCAAGAUAGGAAAAGGAGCCAAUCUCUUCUACAGGGGUGCCAGGUUGGUGUUUGGAGGUGUCCUGACUGAAGUGACAAAGAGUUCUCCCCAUGUGACACCCCGAGGCGCCUUUGAGGAAAGCUCUCUGGGUCUCUUUAUGGGCUGAUGGAGAAGUAGGCUCCCCACACCCUCUCUGUCCCCAGCUGAGAUUAUGGUGGAUUUGGAAUACAGGGCAGAUUUGGGAUACAGUCCAGGCCUGGACAUCCUGCUGCUGACCCAGCCCCGGAGGCGUUAGCAAGAGCCCUGCGCCAUCCACUCCCGCAGAGACCACCCCUCCUACCAGGGGCCUGGAGCUGGCGAGUGACUAUGCGGCUUGGACUGUGUGUGGUGGCCUUGGUUCUGAGCUGGAUGCAUUUGGCCGCUGGCAGCCGGGGGAUCAAGGGGAAGAGACAGAGGCGGAUCAGCGCCGACGGAAGCCAGGCCUGUGCCAAAGGCUGUGAGCUCUGCUCGGAGGUCAACGGUUGCCUAAAGUGCUCACCCAAGCUGUUCAUCCUGCUGGAGAGGAACGACAUCCGCCAAGUAGGCGUCUGCUUGCCGUCCUGCCCACCUGGAUACUUUGAUGCGCGCAACCCUGACAUGAACAAGUGCAUCAAAUGCAAGAUUGAGCACUGCGAGGCCUGCUUCAGCCACAACUUCUGCACCAAGUGUCAGGAGAGCCUGUACCUGCAUAAAGGCCGCUGCUACCCCGCCUGUCCCGAGGGCUCUGCGCCUGCAGACGGCACCAUGGAGUGCAGCAGCCCGGCACAAUGUGAAAUGAGUGAGUGGUCUCUGUGGGGGCCUUGCUCCAAGAAGAAGAAGCUCUGUGGCUUCCGGAGGGGCUUGGAGGAGCGGACGCGGAGGGUGCUCCAUGCCCCAGGGGGAGACCACGCAGUCUGCUCAGACACCAAGGAGACGCGGAAGUGCACAGUGCGGAGGACGCCCUGCCCCGAAGGGCAGAAGAGGAGGAAGGGCAGCCAGGGCAGGCGGGAGAACGCCAACAGGAACCCCGGCCGCAAGGAGAGCAAGGAGGCGGGCACCGGCGCUCGGAGACGCAAGGGCCAGCAGCAGCAACAGCAAGGGACAGUGGGGCCGGUCACCUCUGCGGGGCCCACCUAGGGACCCUAUUUAGCCUCCCGGUCCAUGCGAAGGAGUCCAGUGCUGCUCUGUGUGAUGAGAGCUUUACUGAACUUGAGUACUGGGGGCAAUGCGUACACACCCUCUCCAUACAUACAGGAACACACAGACACAUGCACACAGACCCCAUGUCCAAACAGGUAACUGACAUACGUGCAAACAUGUGUGCAUGCAUGCGCGCAUGCACACACACACAUCGAGGCUACUGGAAGACACUUCUGUCCCUUGGACAUCACUGUGUGAGUGGGGUGGGGAGGCAGAGGGAUCAUCUCUGCCCCUCAGAGGGCCAAGAGGCACACACUUGGUUUGUGAUACAACCAGUGGAUGCAUCAGAGAGAAUGUUGACCAGUGUCCAAGCCCAGACUCUGCAGAGUGGAACCUUCUGGAGGAGUUCAUAGGACCAGACUGCGUGGCAGACAGCAGCCAAAGCUUGAGGACUGUUCAGCAUCUCCAGCUGUGUGACUUUAUCCUUGGAGAGUACUGUUACACAUUCAUAUCAGGGCUUUCCUGACUCUGAAAACUGCUUAAAGGUUUAUUUCAAAUUAAAAACGAGAACCAACUGACAACAGUA
Molecule: messenger RNA, 2357 nt
Organism: Bubalus bubalis (water buffalo)
Lineage: Eukaryota; Metazoa; Chordata; Mammalia; Artiodactyla; Bovidae
Gene: RSPO1
Product: R-spondin 1
Exons: 6
Coding region: 980-1768 (262 amino acids)
Source: RefSeq, a predicted model, not a curated record